AUGGAUGCACAGAACCAAACACAGGGCACAGAGUUCAUCCUCCUCGGGUUCUCCAACCUCCUGGGCCACCAAGUCCACCUUUUCCUUGUGUUCCUUGCUGCCUAUUUGGCCAUACUGACGGGCAACUUCAUGAUCCUAACCCUGGUUCUCCUGGAUUCUCAUCUUCACACCCCCAUGUACUUCUUCCUCAGCCAGCUCUCCAGCUUGGACAUUUGCCUUUCUUCUGUGGUUGUACCAAAGAUCCUGGUGAACCUCCUACACCAGCGGCAGACCAUCUCCUACAACCAAUGCCUGGCACAAGCGUUCUUCCUCAUUGGCUUUGCAGGUUGUGAGCCAGCACUGCUGGCCAUUAUGGCCUAUGACCGCUAUGCGGCCAUCUGCCAGCCUUUGCACUAUGCCCACCUGAUGAGGAACAAGGUGUGCAUCCUGCUGUCUGUGGCCAUUUGGCUCUGGGGCUUCCUGGACUCAGCUGUCUAUAUUGUUCUGGCUUCCAGGUUGGAUUUCUGUGGAAACCACCAGAUUCCUCACAUGUUUUGUGAUGCUCCCCCAUUAUUGAAAAUUGCCUGCAGUGAUAUCUCAGUCAACGAGUUGGUCAGUUAUAUUAACAGCAUCUUUGUGGGCCUCGUCCCUCUUCUCUUCAUCAUCCUGUCCUAUUUCUACAUUUUGGGCUCCAUUCUGCAGAUUCGCUCUAACACCGGCAGGCGCAAAGCCUUCUCCACCUGUGCAUCACACAUUGCUGUGGUGACUCUCUUUGUUGGAAAUGCCUUUGUGAACUACACCCAGCCCAGUGCUGGCUACUCCCUAGAGAUUGACACCCUGAUCUCCACAAUGUUUUGCAUCGUCACCCCCAUGCUGAACCCCUUGAUCUACAGCCUCCGCAACAAGGAGGUGAAGGGGGCCCUGCAGAAGGUUCUCAACUGCCGGAAGACAGCAUAG
Messenger RNA from Python bivittatus (Burmese python), 936 nucleotides. Its product is annotated as olfactory receptor 5V1-like. Gene Ontology annotation, cellular component: membrane. The record is from RefSeq and is a predicted model, not a curated record. Lineage: Eukaryota; Metazoa; Chordata; Lepidosauria; Squamata; Pythonidae. Gene Ontology annotation, biological process: G protein-coupled receptor signaling pathway. Gene Ontology annotation, molecular function: olfactory receptor activity; G protein-coupled receptor activity.